Oikopleura dioica is the source of this 693-nucleotide messenger RNA. Lineage: Eukaryota; Metazoa; Chordata; Appendicularia; Copelata; Oikopleuridae. The record is from the annotation of a GenBank genome assembly.
AUGUUUUCGAAAGACGAAAAGAAACUUUUAGGCGGCCUUACUUUUGGGUACUUUCUACUCUUUCAGAUCGCUCUCAGAACAGGAGACAUACAGUCAGAGCUAGAAGAAGUCACGAAGGAUGGGAAAAUGAAAGAGCUUCACAGCGGACUGAUGGAUUUUCACAAGAUGUUUAUGAAGAAAAAGGCGCAAGUUCAGCAAUUACAAAGUGUCCUGAAAAAGGAGGUGAAAGAACAAGAGUUUUUCGAGGAUCAGAUUCAGGCGGGAAGAGAUCAGCUCAAGACAUACAGUGAGUUAUGCGAGGGACGGAAAAUAAUUGAACCCUUUGAAAAGAAUUUGGAAAAAGAAUUUGUUGCUGGCGAUAAGCACACUUACGAUUAUCUUAAUGGAAACUUGACCAUACACCUUGAGAAUCUGGCUGUUCAGGAAGAAUAUGUUGAAAGACAUGAAAAAGCCGUCCAAACGAUCAAAAACGUGGGAAUCGCAAAAAUGAAUGCGAAAAACUCCGUCUUUACAAGCAAAUCAGCCAUGCUGAUAAAAGAAGUCAGCGAGUUUCUUGAACCAGCGAAGCUGACUAUGAUCAAAAGCGACAUUCUCGCAAAUGCGAAUUUCCUCAACGAUUUGGAGGAGAAAAUUGAGUUGGUUGAAGACAAGUUCAAUGGAAUAGAUUCUGCUGAUUUUGAUGAAACUGUUUGA